CUGCUCCGAAUUGGCCAGGAUCUCGCAGAUUCCAUAUCUCAUCUCAAGGAGCACAAACUUCCCCUGGUUUUUCUUCCCACCAUUCUUUUACCACUUGACCCUUAUCACAUAUUUUGCUCCUCUCUUAGUGCACACUCAGGUUUACUGUGUCGGUAAAGAUGACCCAAGACACGCCGAGUUUCCCCGUCAAGGUCGCCAUUGUUGGCUGCGGCAACCGCGGCAAUAUCUACAGCACCUACGCGCAGCAAUCGUCGCGGAUGCAGGUGGUCCAGCUGGCCGACCGCUCGCCCGCACGCCUGAAUUCGCUUGCCAAGAAGCUUUCUCUGGACGACUCGUCCUGCUACUCAUCAUGGGAGGACCUGCUGAAUGCACCCAAGAUUGCCGACGCCGUGCUCAUCUGCGUUCUCGACCGCCUGCACAAGGAGGUGGCAGUAGCAUUUGCCAACAAGGGCUAUCACAUUCUCUUGGAGAAGCCCAUGGCAACCGAAAUCGACGACUGCAAGGAGGUGUACGAGGCCGUGCGCCGCAACAACGUUAUACUAGGCAUCUGCCAUGUGCUGAGGUACACAGCCUAUAACCAGAAGAUUAAGGAAAUCAUCGACUCGGGUGCCCUGGGCGAUAUCGCCGGGAUCCAGCACAUGGAGCCAGUCGGACACUACCACUUUGCGCACUCGUUUGUGCGUGGCAACUGGCGCAAGGAGGCUGAGACCUCGUUUGCACUGAUGUCCAAGAGCUGCCACGACAUUGAUAUCCUGCUGUAUUUCCUCGGCGACAAGGCUCAGUGCACCAAGGUGUCGUCGUUCGGCGGGCUGUCUCACUUUACCAAGGACAAGAAGCCGGCAGAGGCACAGGGUGCCACCAAGUGCCUGGACUGCCCGCACGAGCAGAACUGCGCGUACUCGGCCAAGAAGAUCUAUCUCGAGCCCACUGAGAAGGGACAUACUGGGUGGCCGGUUGAUGUCAUUACCGAUAUCGUCGACAUUGAAAACGUCCACGAAGCCCUAGCUACUGGCCCCUACGGCCGGUGUGUGUACGAGUGCGACAACGACGUGUGCGACAACCAAGUGGUGAAUAUGGAAUUCGCUGGCAACAAGUACGUCUCGUUCUCCAUGGUUGCGUUCACCGAGGAGAUUUGUGUGCGCAAGACACGCAUCUUUGGCUCCAAGGGCGAGUUGGUAGGCGACGGCAACCAGUCGAUCGAAGUCUACGACUUUUUGACUGGGCAAAAGACCAAGCACACGCCCCAGCUGGUCUCUGGCAGCCUGGCUGGCCACGGAGGUGGUGACAUGGGCAUGAUCACGGCGUUUGUCAGCGCGGUUGCAUACAACGACCAGAGCUUCCUGUCAUCCGACGCCUGGAGCUCGCUUGAUUCGUGCGUUGUUGUCUUUGCCGCCGAGGAAGCACGCCGGCAGGGGAAGGUGGUCAACCUGGACGAGUUCCGCAAGCAACACAACAUCACUAACAUUUGAGGGCGAUAUAUCGGCCAUUUUAACGGAUUUUUUUCAUGGGGUCAGCCACGCGAUACAUGAUAUACCAAUAGCAUUUAGCCUUCUACAACAUGAGUUCCAGGUGAU
Messenger RNA from Linderina pennispora, 1574 nucleotides. Its product is annotated as streptomycin biosynthesis protein StrI. Gene Ontology annotation, molecular function: nucleotide binding. The coding region runs from base 159 to 1469 and encodes 436 amino acids. The transcript has a single exon. NCBI's taxonomy places the organism in Eukaryota, Fungi, Kickxellomycota, Kickxellomycetes, Kickxellales, Kickxellaceae. The record is from RefSeq and is a predicted model, not a curated record.